Asparagus officinalis (garden asparagus) is the source of this 1364-nucleotide messenger RNA. RefSeq names its product omega-amidase, chloroplastic. Gene Ontology annotation, molecular function: omega-amidase activity. The transcript is spliced from 10 exons. The coding region runs from base 45 to 1136 and encodes 363 amino acids. Gene Ontology annotation, cellular component: mitochondrion. Gene Ontology annotation, biological process: oxaloacetate metabolic process; L-glutamine metabolic process. The record is from RefSeq and is a predicted model, not a curated record. NCBI's taxonomy places the organism in Eukaryota, Viridiplantae, Streptophyta, Magnoliopsida, Asparagales, Asparagaceae.
AACUCCCCCUUUCCAACAAUUUUCAUGCCAUCGUUUUCAAAGAAAUGAGAGUGGGACUGGCCUCCCUCAUCCUCCCGCAGUCCACCGCUCUCCUCACCACCGGUAUCUCGCCCUAUUAUUCUCACCUCCCUCCAAAACCUUCUCCAAACCCUAGAACAAAAAACCCUAACCCUAGCUUUCUCUCCCCUCUCCGAUCCUCUCGCCCCUUCUCCGCCAUGGCCGCCGCUUACAAGCCGGAGCAAGCUAGGGUUCCGCCCGUACUCCCCCCUCCUCCUCCGCCCGUCUCCAAGUUUAAGAUAGCUUUGUGCCAGUUGUUUGUGACUGCGGAUAAAGAGAGGAACAUUGAGCACGCUCGAAAGGCCAUCGAGGAGGCUGCUGGUAAAGGAGCCGAGCUCGUGCUGUUGCCUGAAAUAUGGAAUAGUCCAUAUUCAAAUGAUAGCUUUCCAGUGUAUGCCGAGGAUAUUGAGGCUGGUGGUGAUGCAGCUCCGUCAUUCUCUAUGCUUUCCGAAGCUGCUCGCACUCUUCAGAUUACUAUCAUUGGAGGCUCAAUACCAGAGCGAUGUGGUGACCACUUGUACAAUACUUGUUGUGUUUUUGGGAAGGAUGGAGUUCUCAAGGGUAAACAUAGAAAGCUACAUCUUUUCGACAUUGAUAUCCCGGGCAAGAUUACUUUCAAAGAAUCAAAGACUCUUACAGCUGGGCAGAAUCCUACUAUUGUUGAUACAGAUGUUGGGCGCAUCGGUAUUGGUAUUUGUUAUGACAUCCGCUUCCAGGAACUGGCAAUGUUAUAUGCAGCAAGAGGUGCUCAUCUAAUUUGCUAUCCUGGGGCAUUUAACAUGACCACUGGUCCUUUGCAUUGGGAGUUGCUCCAAAGAGCAAGGGCUGCUGAUAAUCAGUUAUUUGUGGCAACUUGUUCCCCUGCUCGGGAUACUAGUGCUGGUUAUACUGCUUGGGGUCACUCAACACUUGUCGGACCUUUUGGCGAAGUGAUUGCAACCACCGAGCAUGAGGAGGCAAUAAUUGUUGAAGAAAUUGACUAUUCACUAAUUGAGCUUCGGAGAUCUAAUCUGCCACUGGAGAAGCAACGACGUGGAGAUUUGUACCAGCUGUUGAUGCCAAAGAGUCGCUCUCAUUAAAUACUCCAUUGGUUAAGAUUUCACCAUAAUCUCGCCAAUUUAGCAGCUUUUUGUAUCACCUUACAGAUUCAAUAAUCUCAGCAGCAAUAAUAAAUGUCAGUGACAUAUGAUAAAAUUAAGAAUGGCGUUUUCUCUCCCUUCUCUUUAACACUGUUGCUGUAAUUCACUCUUAAUUGUUUCAGUGGUCUCUGUAGAAGUCCUACUUAUGUGUAACUUUAUUUUGCUAAA